Ostreococcus lucimarinus CCE9901 is the source of this 786-nucleotide messenger RNA. RefSeq lists its product with no specific name. Gene Ontology annotation, molecular function: calcium ion binding. Bases 1 to 786 code for a protein of 261 amino acids. The record is from RefSeq and is a predicted model, not a curated record. Lineage: Eukaryota; Viridiplantae; Chlorophyta; Mamiellophyceae; Mamiellales; Bathycoccaceae. The transcript has a single exon.
AUGGCGCGCGACGACGACGACGACGGCGACGUCGACGCGACGCGCGCGAACGCGCCGAACGUCGACGCCGACGCGCGCGCCGGCGACGGGGCGACGGAGGCGGACGCGGCGCGCGAGCGCGAGGAAAGACGGCGCGCGUCGACGAGACGUUGGUUGGAUUUCGUGCACUCGAAGGCGUUCAGAGAUGAAGUGAGCGACGUGUUCGCGCGCGCGAGUGCGGUGCACAGAGACGACGGCGUGAUGGAUUGCACGGAAUUGCAGUUCGCGAUCGAUUUGCUGCACGAACGAUUGCGCGAGAAAGGGGCGAACGGGCACGCGAUGCCGAGGGGACCGCGAGCGGGACGGCGCGAGGCGCGCGAGCUCUUGCGCGACUUUGAUUUGGACAGAGACGGCGCGCUGGACGAGCGAGAGUUUCACUUGUUGUGUCAAAGGUAUUUCAGUAGAUUAGAGUGGCCGAUGUGGCGCGUGUUCACGCGAGGGGCGACGAUCGGGUUGGCGCUGUACGCCGCGCACGAGCUGUGGAUUUCGCCGUUGGCCCAAAACGUGUACUGGAAUCACUUUUACCCGAAAAUCGUGCAAAGGCUCAAGAAGAGGUAUCAGAAGCGGUACGCGGGGCGCGUGAACACGUUUUUGAAGAAAUUCCGCCGACCGCCCAAGAAGGAAGAGCUGCUGGAGCUCGAGCGAAUCGCGCAGGAGGAGUUGAAGAAGAAACGGAUUCGAAGAAUCAAAGCCGCCGCGAGCGCCAGCGUCAUCGGCGGAACGACCUCGGCGUUGGGGAUACUUUAG